CAAGGACCUCAUUCUCCAUACAGGCAGCUGAUGAUACUGCCAGCCGAACCACUCUUUAAUCAAAAUAAUAAUUAGACAGUAUUUUCGCCACUCGCGGGUUCGGAGGAUGUUUGUUUUUGUUAUAACCAGUUUAGUUUGAUGAAUGUCUCUGUUAUUAAUUGUGAGAAAUGCGGGAUUUACGGAGUUCGAGCUUUAAAUGAAGAUCAUGGCGUUUCAAGAGGGAGAAUCGCUCGAAUCUUGGCUCAACAAAGCCACACACCCGACGAACCGUCAGGAGGACUGGGAAUACAUCAUCGGCUUCUGUGACCAGAUCAAUAAAGAGUUAGAGGGUCCUCAGAUCGCCGUUCGGCUUCUCGUACACAAAAUUCAUUCUCCACAGGAAUGGGAAUCUCUUCAGGCUCUGACUGUACUGGAGGCGAGUAUGAAGAACUGUGGACAGAGAUUUCACAACGAAAUAGCCAAAUAUAGGUUUUUAAAUGAAUUGAUCAAAGUUGUGUCACCCAAGUACAUGGGUGACAGCUCUUCUGAUAAGGUGAAGACUAAGAUCAUUGAGAUGUUGUACAGUUGGACUGUAGCAUUUCCCAGUGAGGCCAAAAUAUCAGACGCUUACCAGACACUGAAGAGACAAGGACUUGUGAUGUCAGACCCAGAACUGACUGCAGAUAAAACUCUCAUCCCGUCUCCUCCUGCACGGCCCAAAAACCCUGUGUUUGACAAUGAGGAUAUGGGGAAGUUGUUGGCAGAACUUCUGAGAAGCAAAAACCCAGAAGAUCUUCAGGAGGCCAACAGACUCAUCAAAAACAUGGUGAAAGAGGAUGAAGUCAGGGUGCAGAAAAUAAGCAAACGCAUGAACACGCUGGAGGAGGUGGACAACAACGUGAAGCUCCUGGGGGAAAUGUUGAGUCAUUACGACAGAGAGCGCUCGACAGACGCCGACCGUGAACUUAUCAAGGAGCUGUAUGAGCGUUGUGAUAAACUCAGACGUACGGCGUUCAAACUGGCCACUGAAGCUGAGGACAAUGACUCCAGUUUAGGUGAUAUUCUCAAGGCGAACGAUGAUUUGUCGAGAGUUAUAAGCUCUUAUAAACACAUUGUAGAAGGACAGCCGGCAGACAGUGAGAGUGAAGUGAUCAGACCGGCCGUCAGUCAGGGAUGUGAGACCACAGGCACACUUAUUGAUCUGGCCGGUCUGGAUGAACCGUCCUCCACCCUGACAGCUCCUCCUCCUCUGAUGUCCUCCAUCAAUCCCAUGACCUCCUCCAUCCCCGUCCUGCCUCCUCCUCCUCGCCGAUUGGCUGGAGGUCAUGCCAGUCAAACCAGCAGCCCCAAUCACAAACCUCUGGAGCAGCAAACCUCUCUCUCGCUGCUGGACGAUGAGCUCUUGUCUCUCGGGCUGAAUGACCCGCCCUCUGUGCCAAAUAGACCAAAGUUGGAUGAACUGUCGGGUCAGUGGACGUCCUUACAGGCUCCUGAACCGAGUCUGGAUCUGUUCGGAAGCAUCUCAGCCCCGACCUCACACACAGCUGCGGUCAGUCACGGCCUGGAAGAUCUCUCCAUGCUGGACUUCGGAGGAGGAAAGAGCGUCUCCUCUCUGAGCGGCAUCUCUGGUGGCAGCUUUGGUCUUUCUGGAGGUGCGAUGGGUCCCUCACCCGCUCCUCUUCCACUCACCAACCCGUUCGCGAGCGCCGCGGUUCCAGGUUCUCCCGCCGUGGCUCGUGCUCAGGCCGCUCCGGGCGGCUCGGCUCCAGGCAGUCCGUUCUUCCACCCGUUCUCAUCUACGUCUCAUUCCAUACAGAGCAGCCCGGCGCGGAGCUCAGAGCCCAGCCUGUCCAACCUCCACGUUCCCUUGGAGUCCAUCAGACCCAGUAAAGUCUUACCCGUGACCAUGUACGAUAAAGACGGAGUUCGGAUUCUGAUGCACUUUGCCAUGGAUUGUCCGCCGGGUCGGCCGGAUGUUCUGGUCAUGGUGCUGUCGAUGCUCAACACCGCGCCGUUACCCGUGCGGAACGUCGUGAUGCAGGCGGCCGUGCCAAAGUCUAUGCGGGUGAAGCUUCAGCCUCCAUCGGGAGCAGAGAUCGCGCCCUUUAACCCCAUCCUGCCCCCCGCCUCCAUCACUCAGAUCAUGCUGCUUGCAAACCCACUGAAGGAGUGUGUGCGUGUGCGCUAUAAUUUGACGUAUCUGCUGGGAGAGCGCCAGUACGCUGAGACCGGAGAACUGGAUGAUUUUCCUCCGGCGGAUCGAUGGGGUUCCCUGUAGAACGUUCAUUCUUAAGUAUUUCCAUUCAUCUGCCCUGUUAUUUAUUUCUGAAUCAUCAG
Messenger RNA from Triplophysa rosa, 2316 nucleotides. RefSeq names its product golgi associated, gamma adaptin ear containing, ARF binding protein 3b (gene gga3b). Gene Ontology annotation, molecular function: phosphatidylinositol binding; ubiquitin binding; small GTPase binding. Gene Ontology annotation, cellular component: trans-Golgi network. Gene Ontology annotation, biological process: intracellular protein transport; vesicle-mediated transport. NCBI's taxonomy places the organism in Eukaryota, Metazoa, Chordata, Actinopteri, Cypriniformes, Nemacheilidae. The record is from RefSeq and is a predicted model, not a curated record. The transcript has 17 exons. The coding region runs from base 197 to 2257 and encodes 686 amino acids.